AGCAUGGCAUGAAGGAAAAUGGAGGAGGGGGUUCCCAAGAUACUUGCUCUUUGCGUCUAAGCCUAAGGUUCCUUCCGCUAAUAGCACCCUAGUUUAGAUUUUAAGGCUGGCAUUUGCUAUGUCGUUUCGUUUUACUCGCCUAUCCUCUCACUGGCAAGUUCAGUUCAGUUCAGUGAUGAUACUCCGAUUGCCGCUACUUCUUCCACAACCCCUAUCUCCUCGCUACUCUUCCUCCUCCACCACCUGCUUAAGCCCCACUUCCACUUCCAAACCCCUCAUUUCCCAGAAUGUCCUCAACUCCCACCACAGCCCCACCAUCAUCACAGCAGGUGACUCUGGAUUAAAAUUCCGGGACAAAAUCCUCUACCUACAAUCCCUCAAAAUCAACCCCACAAAAGCCCUCCAGAAAAACCCAGAUCUUCGUUCUGCCCUUCUCUCCUCUUUACAAUCCAUCGAGCAUUGCCUUUCUUCCAUGGGUAUAGAACGCUCUGCCCUCGGCCGCAUUCUUGACAUGUUCCCCCAGCUCCUCACAGCUGACCCCAGCAAUCAAAUUUACCCCGUCUUUGAGUUCUUGUUGAACAAUGUAGAAAUCCCUUUUUCUGAUAUCCGCAAGUGUAUAAUCAGAUGCCCCAGAUUGUUAGUUAGUGGUGUUGAGAAUCAGUUAAAACCCGCUUUUGAAUUCCUGAUGAAAUUGGGUUUUGUUGGUGCCAAUAGGAUCACUUGCCGAACCACUGUUUUAUUGGUAUCCAAUGUAGAUCAUACCUUAACCCCCAAAAUUGAUUUCUUGAUGGGUUUGGGAUUUGAGUAUAAUGAGGUGGCCAAGAUGGUCAUCAGGUCACCUGUGCUGUUGACAUUUAGCAUAGAGAAUAAUUUUAGGCCGAAAUUGGAAUAUUUCUUGGAGGAAAUGAACGGGGAUUUGGAGGAGCUGAAGAGAUUCCCGCAGUAUUUUUCGUUUAAUUUGGAGGGGAAGAUAAAGAAAAGACACCGGAUGUUGAUGCAACACCGAUUGUCAAUGCCGUUAUCGAGGAUGUUGAAGGUUAGUGAUGGGGAGUUCAAUGCGAGGCUGAUUGACAUGAGGUUGCAGUUAGUAGAGGAAAGGGAGUUGUAGUAAGUGCUCUGGCUUUUCAAUUCUCUGUAGAUGUAAAUUUUUAUGAACAUAGCACAAUGUCAAGUAUAUUUUUGUUCAUUUUUGUUAAAAAUGUAAACUUUAGUCUUCUGUAUGUUCAUUUGCAUGAAAAAGAUAAGGCCUUUCUUUA
This is a messenger RNA of Coffea eugenioides, 1256 nucleotides long. RefSeq names its product transcription termination factor MTEF1, chloroplastic-like. Gene Ontology annotation, molecular function: double-stranded DNA binding. The coding region runs from base 119 to 1108 and encodes 329 amino acids. The record is from RefSeq and is a predicted model, not a curated record. Lineage: Eukaryota; Viridiplantae; Streptophyta; Magnoliopsida; Gentianales; Rubiaceae. Gene Ontology annotation, biological process: regulation of DNA-templated transcription. The transcript is spliced from 2 exons.